AUGUCGUCUCAGAACAACCAGAACCAACAGCCUGGCCUUGUUGCUGGACACGCCGAGUACGUAAAGGGCGUGGUUGAGUCAACGAUCGGUAGCGUGACAGGCUCAGCCCCUUGGCAGAGCUCUGGAGAGCAGACCAAAGCCCAUGCUGCUGGUAUCAUGAAAGCAGCUGGCGAGAACCGUGAUGCCUCAGCACAAGGCUAUGGCACGGUUGAGCAGGUCGCCGGCAAUUUGACCGGAUGCGAGGGCAUGCAAAAGGAGGGAGCCGAGAGCAAGAAGCCCGGGCAAUAA
This is a messenger RNA of Truncatella angustata, 288 nucleotides long. RefSeq lists its product as uncharacterized. NCBI's taxonomy places the organism in Eukaryota, Fungi, Ascomycota, Sordariomycetes, Amphisphaeriales, Sporocadaceae. The record is from RefSeq and is a predicted model, not a curated record. The coding region runs from base 1 to 288 and encodes 95 amino acids. The transcript has 2 exons.